Messenger RNA from Cuscuta europaea, 2000 nucleotides. The record is from the annotation of a GenBank genome assembly. NCBI's taxonomy places the organism in Eukaryota, Viridiplantae, Streptophyta, Magnoliopsida, Solanales, Convolvulaceae.
CAAAAUAAUACAUGAAUCCAUCCUGUCUAGCUCUAAAAAAUCAGCCUCCCCCCUUCAAUCAUUGCUGACUUACUCCGUCUUAUUUGCACACGCCAUAAUUUAUUUCCUCCCAUAAUUUAUUAUCUCAUUCCGCAUCUCCGAACUCGUUGAGCAUUCGAGGAAGGCGGAGUGUAUCUUUUGGUCUUACUGCUAAUUGUUUUUCUGCGUCUUCAUUGAAGUUUUGAAUUUGAACCCGAAGGGAACGGAGAACCAAAAGAAAAUCAAUCACGAUGAUCAAUCGCCUUCUUGGAUACCCUCUAAAGACAGCCUCCUACAAGGUUGGCUCCUAUGUAAAAUGUCUUCCUAUUGUUAGUGGUUUGCAUGGAACUAUUAUUUACAGUCACUCUCCAGCUAGAUGGAGUAGUGCAAAGGCAUCUGAUGAUUCAAGCACCUACGAAAGAGGAUUCAAAGGUCAUGAUAUGUUAGCACCCUUUACUGCCGGAUGGCAGACCACUGAUCUGGAUCCCUUAAUAAUAGAAAAGUCUGAGGGUUCCUAUGUCUAUGAUGCGAAUGGGAAGAAGUAUCUUGAUUCCCUUGCAGGUUUAUGGUGCACAGCUUUAGGGGGAAAUGAACCCCGACUUGUUGAUGCUGCUACGAGACAGCUGAAUACUUUGCCAUUUUAUCACUCAUUUUGGAACCGUACAACAAGGCCUUCAUUGGACCUUGCCAAGGAGCUUCAAGAGACAUUUACUGCAAAAAGAAUGGCAAAAGUUUUUUUCACCAAUAGUGGAUCUGAAGCAAAUGACACACAGGUGAAGCUGGUAUGGUAUUACAACAAUGCACUUGGAAGGCCAAACAAGAAAAAAUUCAUUGCUCGUGCAAAAUCAUAUCAUGGAUCGACACUCAUCUCAGCAAGUCUUUCUGGCCUUCCAGCACUACAUCAGAGUUUUGAUCUGCCUGCCCCAUUUGUAUUGCACACUGACUGCCCUCAUUAUUGGCGCUAUCAUCUUCCAGACGAGACGGAGGAGGAAUUCUCAACUAGGUUGGCAAAUAACUUGGAAAAUCUUAUCCUCAAAGAAGGACCCGACACAAUAGCUGCUUUCAUUGCGGAGCCUGUCAUGGGAGCAGGCGGUGUUAUUCCGCCACCAGCUACUUAUUUUGAUAAGGUUCAAGCUGUAGUUAAAAAGUAUGACAUUCUUUUCAUUGCGGAUGAGGUGAUAUGUGCAUUUGGCAGGCUUGGGACAAAAUUUGGCUGUGACAAAUAUAAUAUCAAACCCGAUCUUGUCUCCAUAGCUAAGGCUCUUUCUUCUGCAUAUAUGCCAAUUGGUGCUGUCCUAGUGAGCCCUGAAAUCAACGAAGUCAUCCAUUCCCAGAGCAGUAAAUUAGGUUCUUUUUCCCAUGGUUUUACUUAUUCUGGGCAUCCGGUUGCUUGUGCUGUUGCAUUGGAGUCACUAAAGAUCUACAAGGAGAGAAAUAUUGUUGAUCAAGUUAACAGAAUAGCUCCUAAAUUCCAAGACGGUAUAAAAGCGUUUUCAGACAGCCCAAUCAUCGGAGAGAUACGGGGGCUUGGCUUGAUCCUCGGAACAGAGUUUAGUGACAACAAGUCUCCCAAUGAUCCUUUCCCUUCUGAAUGGGGUGUUGGUGCUUAUUUUGGAGCUCAGUGUCAAAAGAAUGGGAUGCUCGUCCGUGUAGCCGGUGACAACAUAAUGAUGUCUCCUCCAUUUAUUAUGUCUCACGAAGAAGUUGACGAGUUGAUUAGUAUAUAUGGCAAGGCAUUGAGGGAGACUGAAAAGCGAGUAGAAGAACUCAAAUCUCAGAAGUGAAGUGUGAUGAGGACGAAAGAUUAAUUCCAUUUAUAGCAGUGCAGUAAUUUAAAUAAGGCUGCUAAGGGAAUAAGAGACAUGAUCAGCUUCUUUAUUCAAUGUGUUCUUGUUACUUUCCGGGGUUGUUGAAAUUCGCCAAUUCCAAAACACAUAUUGCUCUCAACUUUUUAAUUUAUUACAACUUUAUUAAAUACCCAA